AAUAAUAUUCAGGCAUCAGAAGCUCUUAAAAAUGAAAUCGAUGAUUUGAAGAAGAAGCAUGAUGAGGCUGCCUCAAAAGUUCUCCAGCUUGAAGAAGAUAUCAUGACUGUUACUCAAAAAGCCAUUGCUAAAGAAACAGAGUUAGACAGUCUGAAGGACAAAAUGAAGAAAGUGAUACUUGAGAAGGAACAACUUGAAUGUGUGUUAAAGACAGAAAAGGAUGAAAAAGAACUUUAUAAGAUACACUUGAAGAAUACAGAAAUAGAAAACACCAAACUAGUAAAAGAAAUCCAGACGUUUAAGAAUUUGGAUGCAAACAAAGAAAAAAUGAUAUCGUAUUAUAAAGAGGAGGUUGGCAGAUUGCAGCUAUUUAUAGCUGAGAAAGAAAAUACGAAGAAAGCUUUUUUGCUCUCCUCAUCAAACAAGGAGGAUGCAAGUGUUUUAAAAGAACAGCUUCGGAAAGCUGAAGAUCAGAUUCAGGCUAGCAGACAGGAGGCUCUCCUAAUGUCAAAGGAGCUGAGUGACGCAGUGAACGUGCGGGACAGGACGAUGGCCGAUCUCCACAGUGUGCGUCUGGAGGCCGAAAAACUGAAAAAGCAGCUGGCUGAUGCUUUAGCUGAACUUAAGAAAAGCACAGCUUUGAAAAAUGAACAGGAAACUUCAAACACAGCAGAGCAGGAACUGCGCAGAGAAGUUGAAGAUCUGAAGCUUCGUCUGCAAAUGGCUGCUGACCAUUACAAGGAAAAAUUCAAAGAAUGUCAAAAACUUCAAAAACAAGUAAACAAAUUUGCAGAACAGGCAAAAAUUGCAGGGCAUCAGCAGAAACUGACAGAUCCAUCUAACAUUGAGACAGCUACUGCCGUUGUUACAGACAAAAAGUUGUCUGCACCUCCAGUUAUUCCAAUUUCAUCUGACCUAGUUUCGGAAUUCAUGGUAAAGGAGCAAGUACGUGAAAUGAAUAAAGAAAUUGCUGAGAAAACAGAGAAGUAUAAGAAAUGCAAGCAAAUGUUGGCAGACGAGAAGAUGAAAUGCAGUGUUUAUGCUGAUGAACUUGCUAAAUUGGAGCUGAAGUGGAAAGAACAAAUGAAAAUCAAUGAGAAUAUAAAAUUACAGCUAGCAGCAAUGGAGGAUCAGUAUAAAGUUCAGCUGUCAGAAAAAGAGAGACGAAUAAAGGAACUGGCAUCACAGCUGGAACUCUUUACCAGUGAGAAGGUAUUGUCAGGAUUCCUA
Merops nubicus (carmine bee-eater) is the source of this 1230-nucleotide messenger RNA. Its product is annotated as tax1-binding protein 1 homolog. The annotation marks the transcript as partial. Gene Ontology annotation, biological process: negative regulation of apoptotic process. The transcript is spliced from 9 exons. NCBI's taxonomy places the organism in Eukaryota, Metazoa, Chordata, Aves, Coraciiformes, Meropidae. Gene Ontology annotation, molecular function: protein binding. The record is from RefSeq and is a predicted model, not a curated record.